AUGGUGGAAUCGGAAUCGCUGCCUCAUGAAGUCGUAGAGUGCAUCAUGGAGAAACUUCCAGUGAAAUCUCUGCUUAGAUUCAAGGCUGUAUCGAAACAGUGGAAAUCGACGAUCGAAUCUCCAUUCUUCAAAAAAAGACAGCUUACCCAUAGUCAUCAAUCUGGAGAUCCAGUUCUUCUCAUGGUGUCCGAGGCUACUCAGGAGGAGGAGACCGAACACCUAACAACACUUGUGAUUGGUUCAUUGUCAUCGGUCAAGAUCCCUACUCCUUUGGAUAACACACACUACAAUCUAUGUCAAAGUAGCCUCGACGGUCUUGUUUGUCUCUACCGUGCCAACAGAACCGGUUAUGUUGUCAAUCCAACCACAAGAUGGUAUCGCCCUAUUCCUCUCUGCGGGUUACAGCAACUCAUGACCGACUUACGCAGUUUCUUCAAGCUUGGAUACAGAUUCUUUAUGCUUGGAUUCGGCAAAGACAAGUUCAUGGGCACGUACAAGCCCGUUUGGCUCUACAACUCUUUAGAAAACGGUACCACGUGCGAGGUUUACGACUUUAGCACCGAAGGUUGGAGAUAUGUGUCUCCUUCGUCUCCUUGUCGGAUUCUUGCUGGCGUUGAGCCUGUCUUUUUCGAUGGGUCGCUUCAUUGGUUGACAGAGUGCCAAGAAACCAAGGUUGUGUCUUUCGAUCUCCACACGGAAGCUUUUCGUGUCCUCUCUAAAGCUCCCUUUGACAAUGCAAAGGCUUGUGAGGUGCACUUGUGCAGCCUCGACAACCGGUUGUGCGUGUCCCGGAAGAGUCAGCGCAACCAAGUGAUAUGGUCCUUCAAUUCAGAGAACAAGACAUGGGACAAAAUAUGUUCCGUUGAUCUGCAUCUAACUUAUCUUUCCUGUGGUGUUGGAUCAACAUGCGUUCUCUCGCCACUCGCACUUCUCCAUGGGGACAAGAAGAAGAAGAAGAAGAAGGAGAAGGAGAAGAAGUUGUUGUUUUAUGACUUUGACAACACAAGAGCACUGGUGACACAUGACCUUGAAACUGGAUCAAAUGUUGUUGCUUUCUCAGCUGAACCCGUGGGAAAACCUGUUUGUUUUUUCCCCAGUUUAAUCUCUAUUUAA
Molecule: messenger RNA, 1113 nt
Organism: Microthlaspi erraticum
Lineage: Eukaryota; Viridiplantae; Streptophyta; Magnoliopsida; Brassicales; Brassicaceae
Source: the annotation of a GenBank genome assembly